CAGCAACGUGCGGAAGCCGCGCAGUGCGUCCAGCCGAUCGACGUGAGGUGAAAAGAUCCCCCCCCGGGGAAAGAGGAGCGGACAGCCGUGUUUUUCUUAAACAAGCGAUACCGGCGACAUGGCGACCACCAGCCCCUGCGUUGUGAUCAGUGAUGAGGAGCAAGGUUAUGACCUGGAUCUCUUCUGCAUACCAAAGCACUAUGCUGCUGACCUGGAACGUGUCUAUAUUCCUCAUGGGCUCAUCUUGGACAGGACUGAGCGGCUGGCCAGGGAGAUCAUGAAGGACAUGGGUGGCCACCAUAUUGUGGCCCUCUGUGUACUCAAAGGAGGUUACAAGUUCUUCGCAGACCUGCUAGACUACAUCAAAGCCCUUAACCGCAAUAGUGACCGCUCCAUUCCAAUGACUGUGGACUUCAUACGCCUCAAGAGCUACCAAAAUGACCAGUCUACGGGUGAGAUUAAGGUGAUUGGUGGAGAUGAUCUGUCCACACUCACAGGGAAGAAUGUCUUGAUUGUGGAGGACAUCAUUGAUACCGGAAAGACAAUGAAGACGCUGUUGGAGCUCCUCAAGCAGUACAAUCCAAAAAUGGUCAAGGUAGCCAGUUUGCUUGUGAAGAGGACACCAAGGAGUGUUGGCUACAGGCCAGACUUUGUAGGAUUUGAGGUACCGGACAAAUUUGUGGUGGGAUAUGCGCUAGAUUACAACGAGUACUUUAGAGAUUUAAAUCACAUCUGCGUCAUCAGCGAAACGGGAAAAGAGAAGUACAAAGCGUGAGGUGGCCUGCGCCUCCCCCUUUUAGCUGUGUAUCAUUUUUAUUGAUGUUCAUUUUAUAUCUGGUUUGUAAUUUUCACGAGUGCAGCUCACCACAGAUACAGGUCCUCCUCUCAGGGUAUCUGGUGAGGUGCAGAGAGUGUGUGCUCAUAGAAUACCUCAGAUUUGCUCAUCCUUCCUUUAGCCCACUGGCUAACACACAUUUCACAGCUGAAUCAAAAAUGCAUGCAUUUGGAUUAAAUAUCACUGAUUGUAAAUGUUAGCGUGAGGGCUGAUAAAUGUUUAAUUUAUUACAUUUGUAUUUGCUGAAAAUAUUGCCAGAUGCCAUGUUAAAUAUUUAAUUCAGCAAAAUUAGGUGGAAUCUAACCAAAAAAAUUGGAAUUAUAUCCUGCUUAAUAGGAUCAAUCCCAUGUAUUUGCACAGCGAGCAAAAUCAGUUACUGAGUAAAAGAUUUUAUAGUACAUCAUGAUUUGCACAACUGAAUUUAAUGAACAUGCAUCUUUUACCAGUAGGAUUCUGAGAUAUAUGCAAAAGUACUUAACAUUUAUUUAAGUAGUUGAUACAGAACAUCUCAGUUGUCCAACUAAUGAACAGAAUUUUGUUUCAGUAACUGUAAAUCCAAUCAUUUUACCUGCUUUUAUGAUGUCUGUUUAUUGCCAUUUAGGAGCAUUCCUGCUGCUUCUGUGUUUUUGACAAUUUUACAUGAAGGGGGGUGGAUGUUAUGGUGCCUUAUAUGCCAAGUCAUAUAGCCACAAUAACAAUCAUACCCAUACACUUGCUCUAACACAAGAACGGAUUAACUGAAGGCAACUUAUUCUACACAUUUACCGCUUGUAAAUUAGCCUUAUAGGUCAGUAUGCUAGGCACGGAGUGCAUAUCUAGGUCCUAAAAUUGAUUAUUUAAAACCUUUUCUUGUGAAGGGGGAUGAGCUUUGGCUCUAGUGUGCUGGAGUCCACCAGUUUGCUCCAGUGUCUACUAAACCUGUUACUUAACUGAUCAGCAGAAUCAAAGGUGCAUUUGAGCAAAGAAAUCAAGAAACUGCUGGACUUUGGCCUUCCAGGACGAAAGUUGCCCCCCCCCCCCCCCCCUGGGGUUUUUUAAAUUAAAGUGUAGAUCUUUAAUGCUGUUUUCAAACAGCCGUCCCAAUUCUGACGCAACAUAUGGGGUAGGUUAUUUCAUCAUGAAGUGGACCACUGUAUAAGAGUGACUUUAAGAUAUCACAUUAAAAAUGUACUGCAUUGAAUGUAA
This is a messenger RNA of Pygocentrus nattereri (red-bellied piranha), 2020 nucleotides long. RefSeq names its product hypoxanthine phosphoribosyltransferase 1 (gene hprt1). Gene Ontology annotation, biological process: guanine salvage; GMP salvage; hypoxanthine metabolic process. Gene Ontology annotation, molecular function: hypoxanthine phosphoribosyltransferase activity; magnesium ion binding. Lineage: Eukaryota; Metazoa; Chordata; Actinopteri; Characiformes; Serrasalmidae. Bases 119 to 775 code for a protein of 218 amino acids. The record is from RefSeq and is a predicted model, not a curated record. The transcript is spliced from 9 exons.